Manihot esculenta (cassava) is the source of this 572-nucleotide messenger RNA. Its product is annotated as 14 kDa proline-rich protein DC2.15. The transcript has a single exon. Bases 62 to 382 code for a protein of 106 amino acids. The record is from RefSeq and is a predicted model, not a curated record. NCBI's taxonomy places the organism in Eukaryota, Viridiplantae, Streptophyta, Magnoliopsida, Malpighiales, Euphorbiaceae.
CUUCACUCUUGCACCACACAAAGCUUAUUUCUCAAGAACCAUUCAAUAUCUUGUUUCAGAAAUGGCUUCAAGAGCUGCAGCCUCCAUUGCCUUGCUGCUCACUCUCAACCUCCUCUUCUUCACUAUGGGGAGCGCUGCCACUUGCCCUGUGGAUGCCCUAAAGUUCAAAGUAUGUGCGAAUGUGUUGGGUCUAAUUAAGAUCCCACCAGAUGCACCUUGCUGCAGCCUCAUUGCUGAUCUUGUUGAUCUUGAAGCUGCUCUUUGCCUUUGCACUGCCAUCAAAGCUAAUGUCUUGGGCAUUAACAUCAGCUUACCCGUCGACUUGAGCUUGGUGCUCAACAACUGCGGCAAGAAGGUUCCAGAAGGAUUCCAGUGUCCAUGAGUCGUUCCUUUAUCGUGGUAUUGUUAUCAACACUAGCACUAAACCAAUAAAUUCUUCCUUAUCAUCUUCAAUCCUUUUUUCGUUUUUUUGUUAAGUGAUAAGCUGUACUCCUUUAGUGAAUCAUCCAUAUUGUUAAAUGCUAUAGUGUUUAAUAUUCCAAUAAUAAGAUAUGUUAACGUGAUGUUUGUAA